Molecule: messenger RNA, 282 nt
Organism: Macrosiphum euphorbiae (potato aphid)
Lineage: Eukaryota; Metazoa; Arthropoda; Insecta; Hemiptera; Aphididae
Source: the annotation of a GenBank genome assembly
AUGCCUCUCAAUUUUAUUGAUAUUUACGAGCUUUUUGAGCGAAAACGUCAAGGGGAUGUUUCUAUAGCAGUGCUUGAAAAAUUGCAGUCUUGGACACUAAUUGCCAAAAAUAAUACACUAAAAUGUGAUCACGGGCAUUAUCUUAAAUUAUGUUUGAGAGCAAAUUGUCUGGACGGAUAUGUAUGGACAUGUCGAGAAUAUUCCACAAAUUCAAGUCGAAAAAAAGUAAGUUCUAAAACUUCAUUAUUUGAAAAUGCAGUUUUUCAGUUCCCAACAGUUUGA